Messenger RNA from Corylus avellana, 2900 nucleotides. RefSeq names its product Pentatricopeptide repeat (PPR-like) superfamily protein. The record is from RefSeq and is a predicted model, not a curated record. Gene Ontology annotation, molecular function: protein binding; mRNA binding. Lineage: Eukaryota; Viridiplantae; Streptophyta; Magnoliopsida; Fagales; Betulaceae.
AUUUAACGUAAAUCUAUCAUCUCUGAUCUCUCCAUUCUCUCGACUCUCCCCUCACGGUCUCCACCAUCCUCCUCGCCUCCUAUCUCUGUUGCCGCUCCCACCACUCCCCCAGUGCCCCCAACAGCAGCCACCACCACCACCGCAGCAACCACACACCUCGACGCCUGGCUGAAGCUGAACGGCUCGUGCCCUGUUUCCAAGAACUUGCCGCUGCCAACCCCGGUGUCCACGCCGCUCUCGGAGGUCGUUUCACUCUCGCAGUAUGCCGCGGAUCGGAGGCGGAGGAGGUGAUAAGAUUUGUCCUGUUGGUAGUUACUUGGGCUGACGUAAAUAAUGGUUUGUAGAUUGUCCACCAGGUUGUUGAAUAUAUGUAUAGCUUCAUUUUGUAAAGCGCAGCAAUUGGAAAAAGCUGAGGCAGUUAUCAUUGACGGUAUAAGAUUAGGGGUACUUCCGGAUGUGGUAACUUACAAUACACUGAUUGAUGCGCAUUGUUAUUUUUUCGGCACUGAUGCAGCCCAUUCAAUACUUUAUAGAAUGAGAGAAGCUGGAAUAAGUCCAAAUGUUGUUACAUACAAUUCUUUGCUGGCUGGUGCCGCCAGGACUUGCUUAUUAUCACGAUGUUUGGAUCUGUUUGAAGAAAUGCUUCAAGCAGGUAUACAUCCUGAUGUGUGGAGUUACAACACUUUGAUGCAUUGCUUCUUUAAAUUGGGAAAACCGGAUGAAGCUUAUAGGGUUUUUCGGGAUAUUAUACUUAGCAAUCUUUCUCCUGAUCCAAGUACAUUUAACAUAAUGAUCAACGGACUUUGUAAAAAUGGAUUUACAGAUAAUGCCCUUGGGUUAUUUAGGAAUUUACAACGUCAUGGGCUUGUUCCCGAAUUAGUGACUUAUAAUAUUCUAAUUAAUGGGCUUUGCAAGGCAGGUAGAUUAGGGGCCGCAAGGAGGAUCCUCAAGGAGCUUGGGGAAUCUGGUCAUCAACCAAAUGCCAUAACCUACACUACAGUUAUGAAAUGCUGCUUUAGAUCUAGGCAGUUUGAACAAGGGCUUGAUAUCUUGUCAGAGAUGAAGAGUAGAGGCUAUACAUUUGAUGGCUUUGCAUACUGCACUAGCAUUGGUGCUUUAGUUAAGACGGGAAAGAGAAAAGAGGCAAAUGAUUACAUGGAGCAGAUGGUCAGGAAUGGAAUUGAGCUUGAUUUAGUGUCUUAUAACACCCUAAUUAAUCUAUAUUGUAAAGAAGGUAAUUUGGAAGCUGCUUUUAACUUGUUGGAUGAGAUAGAGAACGGAGGUUUGAAAUGCGACAAGUAUACCCACACAAUUAUAAUUGAUGGAUUGUGCAAGGCUGGGAAUAUUGAAGGCGCUCAACGACAUUUGAAUUAUAUGAAUACCAUGGGCUUUGAUUCAAACUUGGUUGCCUUCAACUGCAUGAUUGAUGGAUUGUGUAAAGCUGGUCAGACUGAUCAUGCAAUGAAAUUGUUUGAAUCUAUGGAGGUUAAGGAUUCGUUUACCUACACCUCCUUGGUGCACAACCUUUGUAGGGAAAGGAGGUUCCGUUGUGCAUCCAAGCUUUUGCUUUCUUGCUUAAAAGGUGGCAUGAAAAUACUCAGGUCAACCCAACAUGCUGUUCUCGAUGGUCUCCGCUGUUCUGGGUUUACAAGUGAAGCAAGGAAGCUUCGAUCAAAAAUUCGAUUGGGUCGUCUAUUGCACUGAUGAUUUUCAUAUAGUUUUUCAACUGCUAUCCUAUUUGGAUCAUGAUCUUAGCAAACACCGUGUAAAUGCCAUUGUUUUAAAUGUUGGUUGUUUUGAACUAAUAAGCCUUUUACUGAGAAAUAGAUUACUAUACUGAAUCUGGGUUAGUGGACAGUGACAAAGUACAUUUUACUGUACCUGCAUUGCAUACCUUACAUUCUCUGUGGCAAUGCAUGUGAGUAGAAGACUGCUAAAAUAACCUUGGCUUCAAGGAAAAGUAGGCACACAUCUAGGAGGCUUAUUAUAAGCUUAGCGGUCAUGACAGUUGCUUAAAGUUGAUGGACUCAGAGGUGAAUAUCUUUUCCUAUUCAAUGAUGGCUCAUAGACUUCCUUAGAGUGAUCUACUGAAUAUGUGCCCUUGAGAUGUUAUUUGAUGUGUCUAUCUUCUUCAGUGUUUUGCAAAACAACCUUCUGUUAUAAUGCAGGAAAUUUUCUUAUUUGUGUUAUUUCUGGCAGGAAGAUCAUUGACAUUGUUUGGACUCAGUGUGGAUGGACCUGAGGCUCUCCAUGUCCUUCGCUGACUGGAGUUGGUGUAUUAGGGGUGAUUUUCAUGUCUUGUUGCGGAAGAGGGAUUGCAUAUUUGAUGCCGAUAGAAUGUGGCGCCAUGAAGAAGAUUAGAUGCAUUUUUUGAGUGACAUCUUUGGAAGUAGCUUUGGAAGCAUUAUGAUGUCUUUGCUAGCACCCAAAGAAGAAUGGCUUAGAUGCAUUGGUAAGAAGGUGAAUGGUGGCCAUUAUCUCUAGAGUGUGUAUUGUUGUUACCUAAAAUGAAUAAAAUGAGCCACCCAAUGCGUCCAUGCCUUAGCCAGCACAGGAUGAGUAUUCUAUGAUACAAAACCAAGUUAUUGUUUUAAGUCAGAAAUAAAGAUUGGAGGAAGAUGAGGGCUUCAUCUGGUUCUGAUAGAAUUUGCUCAGGAGUUUUUUCACAUAAGGCAAGAAAAAGAAGAUAUUUAGUUUCAUUGGAAAUGUGAUUAUGACUUGUGGAUGAAAAUGAAGUUCAGUGAGUUGCAGAUUUUGCUACUUUAACCUUCCAUUUGGACUAAGCAAUUCAUUGUUAGGAAAUGAAUUGACAAUUUAAUUCGUUAAUGAAAUGUAUUGAACUGGUUUUGCUGUUGUAUUAAUUUGUUCGGAGUGGACAUGAAAUAAAAUUGAAUUCUCUU